Cryptotermes secundus is the source of this 2487-nucleotide messenger RNA. RefSeq names its product glycine-rich cell wall structural protein 1. The transcript has 3 exons. Lineage: Eukaryota; Metazoa; Arthropoda; Insecta; Blattodea; Kalotermitidae. The record is from RefSeq and is a predicted model, not a curated record. Gene Ontology annotation, biological process: mRNA splicing, via spliceosome. Gene Ontology annotation, cellular component: cytoplasm; nucleoplasm; ASAP complex. Bases 33 to 2276 code for a protein of 747 amino acids.
AGCAUCCGUCCACUCAAUGUGGCACGGUAACCAUGACAACAGCCGUGCUGUGGCUGUGUCUUCUGCCACUUGUGGCGUGCUCGGCACUGGAUGCUGGCGCAAGGACAUCUACACCAAUUUCAGAUGAUAACGACUACCUGCCACACGCAGUGAAGGACUCGACUGAAGAAGUCCCUCCCCCCGCACCUGUAGCAAGUUAUGUCCGUCUCGUGGAAGUAGCUCCGUAUGACAAUGACAGAGAAGUCAUCGCCUCGUCUUCUGACUUUCGAAAUCCGUACAUCGGGGUAGAGAGGCAAGUGCAACCAGUUGUUGUUGUGUCAACAUUAGGUGACCUUGAAUACUUGCUGUCCAAGUCCGGUAAGUUGAAGCUCGGCAAAGUUGAGACGGGCGUCACUGGGAAGGAAAACAGAUUCCGGCGCAGUCCGGCUCCCACGGGAGUGGGCGCACUCUUCUUCGGAGGGCCUAGUGGCUCCUUUUCGUCCAGUCAGAGCAGCUCUUCAUCUUCGAGCAGCGCAGGCGGUAGCGGGAGCGGCAGCUUCAGUAAGAGCAGCAGCUCAAGCUCUAGCAGUGGCGGCGGUGGAGGCGGAAGUGGGAGCAGCAGCUUAAGCAAGAGCAGCUCUUCCUCCAGCAGCGGAUCUCUCGGAGGAGCAUUAGGCGGAGGCGGAAAAUAUACUGGACUUGGAGGAGGUGGAUUUGGAGGCGGGCAUGGGGGAGGUGGAUUUGGAGGCGUUGGUGGAGGUAAAACUGGAGGAUUUGGAGGCGGCGUGAGUGGCACCCACGCAGGCGGAGAUGGCUUGAUUGGGGGUGGUUAUGGAGGAAGUGGAGGUGGUGGAUUUGGAAGCGCCUCUAGUGGUGCCAAUGCAGGAAGUGGAGGGUUUGGCGGCGGUACCACUGGCAUUCACGGAGGUGGCCUGGGUGGGGGUGGUUUCGGAGGACCUGGAACUGGUGGAUUUGGAGGCGGCGCUCACGGAGGAACCGGAGGCUUGGGUGGGGGUGGUUACGGACUAGGUGGAACAGGUGGAUUUGGAGGCGGUGUCGGUGGCGCACACGGAGGACUUGGUGGAUUUGGACCCGGAGGUUUACAUGGAGGUGGCGGACAUGGUGGAGGCGGAAUUGGACUGGGAGGAAGUGGCAGCAGUGGCAGUGGAAGUCAGUCAAGUUCUGGCAGUUCAAGCGGUAGCGGUGCUACUGGGGGAGGACUUGGCGGCGGUGGGCUUGGAGGAGGAGGUUACGGACUAGGUGGAACAGGUGGAUUUGGAGGCGGUGGCGCACACGGAGGACUUGGUGGCUUUGGACCCGGAGGUUUACAUGGAGGUGGCGGACAUGGCGGAGGCGGAAUUGGACUGGGAGGAGGUGGCAUCAGUGGCAGUGGAAGUCAGUCAAGUUCUGGCAGUUCAAGCGGUGGCGGUGCUACUGGGGGAGGACUUGGCGGCGGUGGGCUUGGAGGAGGAGGUUACGGACUAGGUGGAACAGGUGGAUUUGGAGGCGGUGGCGCACACGGAGGACUUGGUGGCGCACACGGAGGACUUGGUGGAUUUGGACCCGGAGGUUUACAUGGAGGUGGUGGAAUUGGAUUGGGAGGAGGUGGCAUCAGUGGCAGUGGAAGUCAGUCAAGUUCUGGUAGUUCAAGCGGUAGCGGAGCUACUGGGGGAGGACUUGGCGGCGGUGGGCUUGGAGGAGGAGGUUACGGACUAGGUGGAACAGGUGGAUUUGGAGGCGGUGGCGCACACGGAGGACUUGGUGGCGCACACGGAGGACUUGGUGGAUUUGGACCCGGAGGUUUACAUGGAGGUGGCGGACAUGGCGGAGGCGGAAUUGGAUUGGGAGGAGGUGGCAUCAGUGGCAGUGGAAGUCAGUCAAGUUCUGGCAGUUCAAGCGGUAGUGGUGCUACUGGGGGAGGACUUGGCGGCGGUGGACUUCUGGGAGGCGGUGGACUUGGAGGAGGUGGUUAUGGAGGCCAUGGGUCAGGUGGACUCGGCCAUGCUGGAAUCGGAGGUGGAAGUGGAAGUUCCUCGCAGAGCUCAGCCUCUAGCUCGAGUAAAAGCGGCGCGGGUCUAGGAGGCGGCCUUGGAGGCAUCGGGCACGGAGGAGGGUGCGAUGCGUGUGGUGGUGGUGAUGGUAACAUACUUCUAUCGAGAAUCGGUUCCUCUGAUGACGGCUCGACAGGGGUGGGUGGCAGCGGCACUACUACAGGAAAAGGAGUGUUUUCAGCAUCCAGUUCCUCCAUUGACAGUACCGGCAAAGCUACAUAUAGCGCUCACGCCGGAAAAAUCUAAAAAAUGUCAGAGAAAAAUAUUGGAAUAUCUUUCAGCCCAAAUAUGAUUGUGAUGAGAGCUCCUGCUCGAGUUUCUAGACAGAUGGAGACCAUCUCACAAAAGAACUGAAACAAAGAAUUUAAUUGAGACAAAAUACAUUAACUUCCUUGUUGUUACAAAUUGGAAUACAAAGAGAAUUUUAUAAUAAAUUGUUGUUUACAAAACCCUUUCA